AUGGGGUCUGAAUUGCAACACGAAUAUGAAUGCAGCACUAUGUUCCGUGAACUGCUCUAGACUACACGGAGUUCUACUGUUUCCUAACUAGAAGUUUGUGUUUGGGUGCAGUGAUGGAGCCUAUGGAGCGGCCUCUGUGCGUCUGUUGCUGGGAGCUCCGGCGGCCAAUCAAAGCCGCAGCGCUGCCGUACAAGCAGUUUGGGGGCUGGAGGAACAUGACAUCAUGCAGAGUCCCGGCCCUCUCUGCGAAAGCCGAGGAUGAGCCGUCGCGUGCCCGCCGCGGCAGACAACGGGAGACGGCGGCGCUGUGCGCACCGAUAGUCCGCGUCGCGUCCGUUCAAUCCAGCGGGAGUCUGACCGUGGGUCCCGGUGUGCGCAGCGGGGGGGGGGGCUGCGACGCGCAUCCGUCCGUCCAUCCGGGGAAAUGGCGGAUGUGGAGGACGCCCUGUGCGCGGAGCGGGACGGUGAUGGGAGCUGAACUGCCUGCGCGCUCCAUUUUCUCUGUGUAGCUUGGUAGUCGCCCGUCGCCAUGGAUCCAGAGAAGACGCUGACGUUCUGCCUGGGGCUGAAGAGGGCUGACGAGAUGACCAUGUCUCUUCAGGGGCUGCACGGAAUCACGACCACUCCGGUGGCUGUUUCUCUGAUGAUCACUGACACACAAACAGACGAUGCAGAGGCGGCGAAGGAACAGGGGGGCUCUGGCAGCCAGCCCGUAGUCAGCCCCAAGUACUGUCCUGGAGUGAACAACAACCCGGGUUACCUGUGUGAAACGGGCCACUGCUGCGGAGAGACAGGCUGCUGCACCUACUACUAUGAGCUGUGGUGGUUCUGGCUGCUGUGGACGGCGCUGAUCCUCCUCAGCUGCUUGUGCGCGUACCGCCACCGCAGGGCCAAGCUGAGGAUCCAGCAGCAGCAGAGGCAGCGGGAGAUCAACCUGAUCGCGUAUAACGGCGCCUGCAACUACCCGUCCUCCAUGCUGGACCUCAGUUUCCUGGCGUCCUUCAAGUUGCCCUCCUACGAGGAGGUGGCGGCGCAGCCCAGCACCCCUCCUCCGCCUUACAGCUCCAUCUUCGCGCUGGACUGCGGUGCCCUGGGGGCCCCGGGCGCUUCCUACCUCCGCCAGCCCCACCGGCCCCCCUGCCCCCCCUACCUGGGCCCCGGCUCCAGCGGCCUCACCUCCUCCCAGAGCUCCGACUGCACCAGCUGCUCCUGCGACUCGUGCUCCCUCACCUCCCCUUCCAGCGCCUCCUUCUCCGUCCGGGUGACGGAGGAGACGACCACGCCCGGCGACGCGGCGGCCGACGGCGCGGCGGCGCCCCGGUACGCGGCGCCUCCGUCGCAGGUUCGGCCUGACGUCAUCCCUGCGGCCGCUCCGGAUGUCAUCCCCGUGCAGAGACGCUCCUCCGGCGGCAGCGACGCGGCCUCGCCUCUGGCUCCGCCCCUUUCGCUUCCUCUGCACUCUCGCCCUCCGCACCCGGCUCGCCUCCCCCUCUCCCCCCUCAUUCUGCUGUCAGGCCACCUCCACCCCCUUGGAGUCACGGCGUUUCAGAAAGACAGAGAGGAGGCCCCGACCCGCGGCCCGGCCCACAGGCUGGCGCCGCCUCUGCCUCCGUUCCCCUCGAACGUCACCGCCUUCGCGCACCGCACCAGCAAAGAGGAGCGAAAGCGAGAGAGAGACGCGGACGAGGAGGAAGACGAGGACGAGGACGAGGACCACUUCCGGCACCGGCGGCUCACCGGGGACUCGGGCAUCGAGGUGUGCCGCUGCCACGUGAGGAGACAGGAGCAGGAGGAGGUGCAGAAGGGGAGGGCCGACCCGCUGGACUCCCUCCGCUCCACGGCGGCGCCGCGAGGCCGCGGCCGCUCGCCGGCGCAGGGGGCGAGCGAGGCCGUCAUCACUGUGGAGUCGUCCUAAAGGCCAAACGCGGGAAAAGUGGGACGUCUGUGCCCAACAGCGUAUUUACAGAUCGAGACUAGGAGGUGAGAAGACGAGUCACUGAAGGAAGGCCAUGUUUCCCAGUGUUCAUAGAGUCUGAAGGUCUCCAUAUACAGCGCUUUGGUUUGUAGUUUAGGAACAGGCGCCUUGUUCUGCUAAUGAAUUGCGCUUUCUUCUCCCACUCAUACGAGUAGCUCUGUGUCAGCACACUUCCCCUCUUUACUUUAUAUCUGUGUCCUCUGUGUGAUGCAGCGUCAGGGAGUAACAGCUGAGCUCCAGCUCCAGUACAGGGGCUCCAAUGACAGGUCACAGGGAUCAUAAGAGGGUUGGUCUAUGCUACGUACUAAAACCUUUAGCUUCCUGAGUAAACUGGUCACAGGUUUAUUAUUCAAAUUCAAACAUUACUCAUAAUCAUGAGCUAUUUAUUAAUUAACUCAGUACAUGCUGUAUUUUCAGAAGAGCAGCUCCACAUUCGCUGCUACAUCGUCCUAAUUUACUGAACUUUAACACUGGAAGAGUUCUGGUUCCUCUGAUUACAUUUUACAUUGAAUAUAAAAAAUAAUGCUAUGACUUCAUAUAUUGUAUGUUGAAUUUGCUUUCACCAGCCAAUUUCUCUGCUCCUCAGAGGAAACGAAGACAGACGGCAACUAUUGUAAUAUUCUGAAGGCGUGCGUGUUUUAUAUAUUGUUUCUUAUGUGGUUCCCUUUAGAAAGAGGGACGCAAACACAUUAAAGUGUGGUUGGCAAAGCUUUACAAAGGUCUUAUGAUUAUAUAUUGUUAUUCCAGACUGUUAGAUGAACACACUUCAUGAUUACCUGACUGUUUGACCUGUGUGCACGACCGCUCGCUGCCAUUUUUCCUCCUCUCACAGACUUUUGAGUUUUUACAAGGCAGAAGCUUGAAGCCUUAUUUGUUGGCGUCUGUGGAAGGAAACGCACGGAUGUUGUUGGCUGGCAACUUUUAUAGCACAAACAUUUAAUAUUCGAGAACCCAUCGGGAAGAUCUGCCCGAUGCGGGAUUUAGGAAAGAUGACGUUGAUUUGGCGAUUUCUGCGUGAGUGUGUUGAGUUUUAUAUCCUCGAUUGGUGAUUAGAAAUGACUACUUUGUAGUAUUCGCAGUACACGUGCUCAAGAAUAGAUGUUUUAGACGGAGAGGAGUUCCCGGUUUGCGCCCGUCGGCCUGUGUCUCGGUGGCGUCGUGUCCGACUUUGUUUUUCUAAUGGAAGUCAUGGUGCCUACAUGAAAACUGACUUUCUGUUCGACAUCAGCAGUUCGUUUUAGCCCCGCGUGAGACUCGCUCUUGCAAGUUGUAUUUAGCAAUAGUACUCACUUUUUUCCUUAUUCUAGUCGAAGCUGGUUUGGAGGAAAUCAGUCGUUGUAAAAGAAGACACUUACCUCGUCUUUACUGAUUCCUGAGCUGCGCUGGCCGGAGGGCCUUGAUUGUACAUAACACAGCAUUUUGGCUUAAGGCGUCUCCGAAGUGCAAACUCAGAGCCUGUGGUUUUGCUCCGACCCCAUGUUGUGCCUCUUGAGCGUUACCGUCACAGUCCAAGCGCCCGCGGCCCAGAAAGACGACCCCCGGGCCUCGUUCUGAAGAGAGUUCCGAGGUUCUUGUCCGUCUGUGUAGAAGCGAGAGCAUCCGUCCACUGCAAUAAGUAGAACAUGAACAACCCGAGUCGCAUUGUUUCCUCGUUCGUGUGAAGAUGACAGAUGGGAAUGAUGUGUUUCAUUAUUGGUCUUUUACCUCGGUUGUCUACAUACGUUGACUGAAGGGUUGUCUUAUUCUUCCUUUCAGUAAAUUAUAAUAAACAUUAAUUACCGUGCUCCAUUGUUUGGUAGGCGGAGCAGAAAAACUCUAAAAGGUUUACAAACUUAAGCACCACAUUCACUUGGACAGUGAUUUAUCACCUUUAACAGAAAACCUGUUCUUGUCUUAUUAAAGGUAACAGUAUGUAGCUCUGUGACUCUAAUAUGAGGUUUUCUGUGGGAGGCACAAACUGGGGCUUUUACUCUGAUUUCCCAUUGAAGCCAACCUGGCCUGAGUUCAGUGUAUAUAGGAAUUGUUUUAUUUCUGUUGCCUCGUCUGCAGCUAGUUUGUAUGUACAUGUACAGAUAAGAAGCCCAAACUUCACCCUUGUUGCCGCCGUCGGCCAAAUGCCUGAAAUAAGACUGUUACCUCGCCGAGUUUUGACUGCAAAGGACUGUUUACUUCUCCUUAUGAAGAUAGUAUUUACUCUAUAUUUGUACUGACUUUAUUUUGUAAUGGUAAGAACUGAUGAAUUGAAAUUAAACAUAUAUAUAUGAAAAACAAGCCCGCGUUGGUACGGCCAGAAAAAAUAGGACAAACGACCAAACCCUGUUGAUUCAGGAAAACUGAAGACUGUUGUCUCCUUUCGCUCCUGCUUCUCCCACGCAGCAGGAUUCCAGCAGUAUCUGUGCGUGACUAUUUGUGGAAUAGUUCAGAUUAAUAUUAAUACACAGCACGGUGUUCGUUGAGGGUAUCUUUGUGCAAUUACCUGCAGCUCUACAGUGUGGUGUACGCAUGUGCGAGAGAGUUAUCGUCAGUUGUGUUGUCGUGAUGUUCCAGCGCUGUCGCUUGUUAUUGAGUGUCGUUGGUAUUUGUUAACGCGAUCUUUGUCGAUAUAAAUAUCCAGACACUUUUAUUGUCAUCAUGACUAUCAAGUUGGUUUUGUAUCUUGGUGUAUAGCAUAGAUUUAUGAUGCGUACCCUGGUGUAAAAUGCAAACAAUGAGAUGCUGUCAUAUUUUUUUUUACUUAUUGUUUUGUUGCACACGUUUCUGUGCCGAGGAGGUUGGGAUUUAUUUAUGUUUAUUCCAUCGGAGGGUUUUUCACUGACCCUUAUUGAGAUUUACCACGUGGAACAUUUGUGCUACUUUAUUCAACAAAAACGAUGGAGUUUGUGUCAAAAUAAACACUGACAAGUGCUACCAAA
Molecule: messenger RNA, 4887 nt
Organism: Betta splendens (Siamese fighting fish)
Lineage: Eukaryota; Metazoa; Chordata; Actinopteri; Anabantiformes; Osphronemidae
Exons: 6
Coding region: 530-1915 (461 amino acids)
Source: RefSeq, a predicted model, not a curated record